Molecule: messenger RNA, 1490 nt
Organism: Triticum aestivum (bread wheat)
Lineage: Eukaryota; Viridiplantae; Streptophyta; Magnoliopsida; Poales; Poaceae
Exons: 2
Source: RefSeq, a predicted model, not a curated record
AAUGACGAAGCCGGCAACGCACCGGAGAAAAUUAUCGCCGCCGCCUACCAUCCUGGCCUCCUCCUCCUCCUCCACCUCGCCCCAAAUCCCGAAGAAAUAACCUCGUCACCCUACUUCCUACCCGAGCUCAUCCCCCAGAUCACGAUUCUCCUGACCACCCUCCAGGAUUUCUUUGCCCUCCGUGCAACCUACCGGGAUCUCCUCCCUCCGUCGCCGUCCAACCUCGCCUCCCAAGCCCCGCACCUCCUCCUUGUCCCUGGAUCUGGAGCCCUGUUCCACCUCCCCCUCCGUCGUCGCCUGCGCUUCUGCCUCCCCUUCCAUGAUGUUGAUCCUAACCAUGCCGCCUUCUACUCUUUCGGCUGUCGCAUCGCCAUGGCCAGCCCUAGCCACCACGAGCUUAGCUUUGUCCACCUCCUCACAGGCGAGCGAUUUCGCCUCCCCCAUCCACCGUCACCCUUCUGUCGCCUCCUUCUCUCUGGCAAUCUCGUCCUUGCCUUUGUUCCGACGGUCGGCCGUGCCGUCCAGUACUGUCGCCUUGGGGAUAUUGAGUGGCGUGUGGCAUCAUGCACUGAACCCUAUGUGCUUGAGGAUUUGAUCUUUCACAAGGGCAACCUGCAUGCGUUGGUCAGAUCUGAAGAUGCCAGCAGCCUAUGUUACCGUCUCGCUGUGGCCAAUCUGUCAGACAAGAAUUUGGUGGAAUUCAAAUUUCUUGGAGAUCAUUUGGAAUCACAGGCUGCACAUGGGAGUUUAUAUUUCUGUCUCGCUGAGUGUCUCGAUGAGUUGUUGCUCAUUGCCGCCGUUGGGGGCUUCCCAGAGAAGUUCCAUGUUUUCCGGUGGCAGUCAAGGGAGGGGAAGUGGACAAGGACUACUAGCCUUGGUGACUGCACAUUGUUCUUGACAUAUUUUUACUUUGUAGGCUAUGUUGUUCCGAUGAAAGGAAUGACAUGCUUUUCAGGUUAUUUCUUUGCAAGUUACCUUGGUCCAGACCAUCCAGGAGUUCGAAGGGACUGCUUAUACUUCACAGAUGCCAAAAGAAAGUGGAUCGAGUAUUCCUUGGCCGAUGGAUCUUGUGAUGAAUUUGUUGCUGACAACUUAGAGGGAGCUUCAAGGCCUGAUUCCGAUUUCAGGGCACCUGUUUGGGUCUUUCCGAGCAUGUGUUGAUGCGCUCCUAUGGAUCAUUGAGCUAUGUGAAAGUUAGUACAAAGUGACCCAGAAGCACAAGACGAUGCUACGUACCACCAGGAGGGGAGCAUCUCCAACUCGGAUGAGUAGUUAUCAGGGGAAUCGUUCACACUGAAACCUACUCUCCAAUAAAAGACAUUAUAGUCUACUGUACAUAUAUAAUGUUUUUUAUCCGCAGCUAUUUCACCAUGAGCAGAGUACCAUGGCCUUUGAACAUGGGUAUGUAAUGUCCGCGGCUUUGCGAACCUUUUCGACAAGCCUGUAAGGCAUAAUACUGUUUCCCGGAUGAUUUGUAGUACCAGUAUUUC